Daphnia magna is the source of this 1133-nucleotide messenger RNA. RefSeq lists its product as uncharacterized. NCBI's taxonomy places the organism in Eukaryota, Metazoa, Arthropoda, Branchiopoda, Diplostraca, Daphniidae. The transcript has a single exon. The record is from RefSeq and is a predicted model, not a curated record. The coding region runs from base 1 to 1083 and encodes 360 amino acids.
AUGAAAAUGGUGAACGGUAAGCAAGCCAUAAAGUUAAUUUUAUGUCUAAGUGUCGCCAUUUUUGUGUUAGAAAUGUACUCUUCUAUCAUACAACAUCAUCUUUUAAACGGAAAAUCAAUUUCCGGUGAACACGUUAGCAGGCGAUUCGCGGUUUUUGGUUGCUCCACGCCAAGUAAGUUAACUCACCGAGGAUUUGAUUACGCAUUUUACCUGCCUUUAAAUGUCAUGGCGUGGACGCGAAUCGGUUACGAAAGUUUAGUUCUAAUUAUCGGGGAAAAAACGGAGUGGCAAGCUCACCCAGUUCUAUCGUACAUCCUCGAUCAUCUUGCUAAACUUCCGGAUGCUACGGUGUUGUUCAUUCCGGCCAAGGUGGAAAAUCGAAUGAUGCUCAGCCAGGCAGUCAGGAUCUUCAUUGCUAACAUGGACGAUUUUCCAGGCAAACCGUCCGACUACAUCAUCACGACAGAUUCGGAUUUGUGGCCUCUGAAGAAAGAACAAUUCUUCCAGCCAGAGGGGAUCAACCGGCCGUUAACUCUGUGGCACAGCCAAUGCUGUCCCCCGUUCACAUUUGAUGGAAGAAGCUAUACAAUGUUGCCAAUGAGUCAUGUUGGAGCAAGUGCUGCAACAUGGAAGGAGAUUGUAAAUUUCAAUUCUUCUGUAGUGGCGAAGGAUUCAGCAAGCAUUUUGGAAUGCUACCAGCAAGUCUUUAGUGAACGAGUUCAUCAACCUGUAAUACACGGCUCGGACGAUUGGUACAUAGACCAAAAAUUUAUCAGCAUACGUGUCGAUCAAUGGAUUAAGCGACAGCAGGACGAAAAUUGCACGUACAGAGUAUCGGACCAGGGAUUGAGCCGGAUUGAUCGGAGUUCCUGGAAUCCGGGUAGUAUUCAACCCUCUGCGUUUCAAAAUUAUUAUGAUACACAUUUACCUUUGGAUGGAUUCAAAUCAACCGUAUGGGAAUCAAUUAAACCUCUUGUUCUUCUCAUGUACGGCGAAGGCUCAUUCCAAAUCGAGUGGUCCAACGCUUACGCAAAAGGGUUCGACGAACAGUUUAUCAAGUGGAAAUCAAGUACUUCAAAAUGAAUGUUCUAAAAUUUCAUUUUUUUGAAAUACAGAUUUUAAUAGCUACAAAA